Amphibalanus amphitrite is the source of this 1639-nucleotide messenger RNA. RefSeq names its product protein RFT1 homolog. NCBI's taxonomy places the organism in Eukaryota, Metazoa, Arthropoda, Thecostraca, Balanomorpha, Balanidae. The coding region runs from base 348 to 1541 and encodes 397 amino acids. The transcript is spliced from 9 exons. Gene Ontology annotation, cellular component: endoplasmic reticulum membrane. The record is from RefSeq and is a predicted model, not a curated record. Gene Ontology annotation, biological process: dolichol-linked oligosaccharide biosynthetic process; glycolipid translocation.
CUGCUUGUUUAUUGGCUGUGUCUGUGAUAACCUACCGAGUGUUCACAUUCAUCAUAAAUGCAGUCAUUCUCCGGUAUGUUACAUCUGAUGUCCUGGGCAUCAUCAAUGUCAGGCCGGCUCUACUCUACUCGACUGCCACCUUUGUCAGUGUGGAGGCUUUCCGUCGGGCGGCGCUGGGCGUGACAGAGAGCAGCAAGUGGCGCCAGGCCAUCAACUUGGUGUGGCUCAGCGUGCCCGUGUCAGCGGCGGUGUCGGCGGCGCUGGCCGGCCUCUGGCUGCACGCGCUCAGCCAGCCGGCGCCCGAGGUGACCUCAGAGUACCGUCUGGGCGUGUGGGUCACCGCGGCCAUGGUCGUACUGGAGACGGCCGCCCAGCCGCUGGUCAUCCUGGCGCAGGCCAUGCUCUUUGUCAAAUUGAAGGUGGUAGCCGACAUGGUCAGUCUGUGCAGUCGGGUGGCGCUCAAAGCCUGGCUGAUCGCCCUGUACCCGUCCCACGCCAUCUGGGCCUACUGUGUGGGCCACGCGGUCAGCUCCGCUCUCCUCGUGGUCAUCUAUUACGGCACCCUGCUCUGGCACGUCCGCUCACCGGAUAACUGUCUACCGGUGAAGUCGGCGAGCGAGCUGGGACCCAGACUGGUGCCGGGACAGCCGGCGCUGGACCGUGACCAGCUGGCCCUCACCUGGAGCUUCUUCAAACAAGGCCUUCUGAAGCAGUUGCUGACGGAGGGCGAGCGCUACCUGAUGACCGCCUUCCACCUGCUCGACUUCUCCGAGCAGGGCCUGUACGACGUGGUGGCCAACCUGGGCAGCCUGGCGGCCCGCUUCCUCUUUCAGCCAGUCGAGGAGAACGCCUACGUCUACUUCUCGCGCACAGUGGAACGGGGAAAGCCGGUGCCUGCCGCGGCGGGCCGGGUUCUGCACGACCUGCUGCGCGCCAUGAGCCUGCUCGGUCUGGUUGCCGUCACGUUCGGCUGGAGCUACUCCCACCUGCUGCUGCGGCUGUACGGAGGCGCCCUGCUGACCGCCGGUCCGGCCGUCAGUCUGCUGCGCGCCCAGUGCGCCUACGUGCUCCUACUGGCGGUGAACGGAGUGCUGGAGUGCUACACGUUCGCGGUGAUGCGCCAGGAACAGAUCAAUGGGUAUAACCGGAAGAUGGUGCUGCUAUCUGUGAUAUUCGUCAUCUCGACAGGGAUCUUUACUAGGCUAUUCGGCGGGGUUGGAUUUAUCCUCGCCAACUGCGUCAAUAUGCUGACCAGGAUAUACGUUUGUUACCGGUUCGUGGCCGGUCUGCCGCUGGAGCCGGCGGUGUCCGUGCCGCCGCUGCUCGGUCUCCGCCCGCCGCCCGCCGUGGCUGCCGCGCUGGUGACCGCCGGCCUGCUGGCAGCCGGCUCCGAGAGCUGGCUGUACCCCAGCUCCGCCGCCGCCCAUGUGGCUGUGGGCGCGCUCUGUGGGGCCGCCGUGGUGGCCGCGGCGGUGUACAGCGAGCCCCGCCUCCUCCAGGCGGUCAGGGAGCGGGUCGGGGAUAAACUGAAGCGCAGCUAGGGGGGAGUGCUACUCACAUGGUCACGCAGGGAAUAGGGGUUGUUUUGUUGUGAUAUUUAUGUGCAUUUUGGGUUGAAUAUACACCGUGCCUGUCAGUA